GACCAUGGAGCAAAUACUAGAACUGACUGUUUCUGGGCUACCGAUUUUAAGAGCAAAUGAGCCAUCAGAGUUUAGCUUCAGCUCUUCGCUCUAAUCGUUCCUCUCAGCUAUGGAUUACGAAGAAGAGUUUGCAGAUCAGCAUGUUCCUCCGUCUUUCGAUCCAAUGAAAAACGUUGUCACAGGCAAGGGAUUGAACCCAGGAUUGAUUGUGUUGCUUGUGAUUGGUGGACUUGUGUUGGCAUUCCUUGUUGGAAACUACUUCCUAUACAUGUAUGCACAGAAGACACUUGGCCCUAAGAAGAAGAAGCCAGUCUCCAAGAAGAAGAUGAAGAGGGAAAGGCUGAAGCAAGGUGUCUCAGCACCGGGAGAAUAGAUCAUCCAUCAAUGGACACCCAUCUAGAGGGCUCCAAGUUCCUAUAUGAGUUUGUUAAUUUUGUUCUAUUUUCAGUUCAUGUAGUUUGCUUCAGUUUGAGACUUGAUUAGCAAUGUGAAGAAAAUAAGUAGAGAGAUGGUUGGGGUUUGCAAUGAACAAUAAUAUCCCCUCAACCUCAUCUACCUGUGAUAUCACUGCAAAAAGUGAAAGAAAAGCAAGAUAUGGGUAGGUGGAAUAAAUCUCUUUUGAUUUCUGAAUU
Messenger RNA from Ipomoea nil (Japanese morning glory), 632 nucleotides. RefSeq names its product DNA-binding protein S1FA-like. Gene Ontology annotation, cellular component: nucleus. Lineage: Eukaryota; Viridiplantae; Streptophyta; Magnoliopsida; Solanales; Convolvulaceae. The transcript has 2 exons. Gene Ontology annotation, molecular function: DNA binding. Gene Ontology annotation, biological process: regulation of DNA-templated transcription. Bases 110 to 373 code for a protein of 87 amino acids. The record is from RefSeq and is a predicted model, not a curated record.